UUGAAAUUUGACAGUCGUAAUGCGAUUUUUUACACAGCCACCUCUCUUUCUCUCUCUCUCUCUCUCUCUCUCUCUCUCUCUCUCUCUCUCUCUCUCUAUUUCUCCAUUACGAGUGUGCUAUAGUUCGGCCAUUCUUAAAAGCCUUCGCCCCUCGGCAAGACCCGUGAACACCUUUCAGCAGGACAUACCACCAGAGAUUUGCAAGCGAAAGCGGGGCAGGAAAGGCGGUGUUCGAGCCCGUGUUCGCAGGAGGCCUUCCAAACCGUUCCUCCCGACUAUCAUUACUGGUAAUGCUCGAUCUUUGAACAACAAACUUGACAAACUAAGGGCUAAUGUGAGACAUCUGCAUGAAUAUAGAGAAGCCUCCAUUCUAUGCUUCUCAGAGACCUGGUUCACUGAAGACACCACCAAUGCUAGUGUAGACCUAAAAAGGUUCAAUGUUUUUCGUACAGACAGGAAUAGCUUCUUAAAUAAAAGUCAUGGUGGAGGUGUGUGUGCGUACAUUAACGAUCGAUGGUGCCACCCCAAUAACAUACAGGUAGUACACCAGUCCUGUUCUCCCCAUGUGGAAGUUCUCACUUUACAGCUACGUCUGUUCUAUCUACCCCGUGAGUUCCCAAGUAUAUUUAUGAAUGUUGUGUAUAUUCCUCCACUCGCCAACGUCCCAAUUGCCACCGAUACUCUAUCCGACCUCAUUCACAACCAAACUACAAAAUCUCCUGACGCAGCUAUUUUUACUACCGGUGACUUCAACAGCUGUACUCUUAACGCCGCCCUACCCAACUUGACCCAG
Messenger RNA from Aplysia californica (California sea hare), 793 nucleotides. RefSeq lists its product as uncharacterized. NCBI's taxonomy places the organism in Eukaryota, Metazoa, Mollusca, Gastropoda, Aplysiida, Aplysiidae. The record is from RefSeq and is a predicted model, not a curated record.